AAUACAACUACGUUAAAUACGAACACAUGGCUGUGUUUUUUUAACGGAAAAAUGGCAAAAGAAUUCGAUGAGAAUCGUUGGUUUAAUCUGACUCUUCGAGGACUCUUGAACGAAAUUGAAAAAUGCUGCACAAGUAAAAAGGAAGUCACAGAAGAUUUACUUGCGAGUAUCCACACAUUGUUUCCCAUUCACUCUAUCACAGCCCUAGAUCUCAUCGACCAUCGGAGUGUAUCUCUAUUGACAAGUCCUUCGGGUAGAAAAAUUUACUCUUGUCUAGGAAGUUUGGGGACGCCCUACCUCAUUUGCUACACUGGAUUUACUUGCACUUGCCCAUCGUUCCGGCACAACUUUAACAUCGAAAAUCUCUGGUGUAAACAUCUACUGGCGCUUCAACUAAGCCUCGCAAUGGGCGUUGUUCAAGUGAAGGAAGUCUCAGAGGAAAUAAUGAUGACUAUGUUGAAUGAACUAGUCAUGUGUCAUGAAUGAAAUAUUUGAGCAAGACAUUCUUAGAACUUUCUAAUUAGAAAAGUUCCCAGAAGUCUAGUCUAAAGAAUGCAAAAGAAUUGCAAACCAAUAAACUUCUAUUUCUGA
Messenger RNA from Daphnia pulex (common water flea), 591 nucleotides. Its product is annotated as zinc finger SWIM domain-containing protein 7-like. The transcript is spliced from 3 exons. Gene Ontology annotation, cellular component: Shu complex. NCBI's taxonomy places the organism in Eukaryota, Metazoa, Arthropoda, Branchiopoda, Diplostraca, Daphniidae. Bases 52 to 486 code for a protein of 144 amino acids. Gene Ontology annotation, molecular function: zinc ion binding. Gene Ontology annotation, biological process: double-strand break repair via homologous recombination. The record is from RefSeq and is a predicted model, not a curated record.